GUUCUGACGUCAGAGGCGGACUGGGUCCCUGCUGGAGGUGCUGCUGGUGCCGGGGGGGAUGGCCGCCUUCAGGAACCUGUCAAUGGUGAUCGGAGCGGCGGUGGCAGCGCUGGGCUCGGUGCUCGUCAUUGCCUGGAGCCGCUACAUGCCAGGCCGGAGGAAGUACAGGAGGACGGGCUACCAGCUGGAGUACAGCCCGCUCAGCAGUCAGCCUAACUAUUUGGAUCGGCAGAUUUUAGUCCUAGGUUUGGAUGGAGCCGGCAAGAGCAGUAUAAUCCAUGCCCUGAGCACUAACAGCACCAGAUCAAGUUCAGCACCUACUCACGGGUUUAACACUGCCCAUAUUCUCAGCCAGGGAUUGAGGAUUGAGCUACUGGAAGUUGGUGGGAGCCAGAACCUUAGGACAUACUGGAACCAGUACCUGAAGAACGCACAUAUAAUAGUUUUUGUAGUGGAUUCCACUGAUGACAAGCGCUUGCAGCUAGCUAGACAAGAACUACAUCGGCUUUUGGAGGAGGCAUCCCAGUUACCAUUGAUGGUGCUAGCAAACAAGCAGGAUCGGCAGUCAGCACUUGAUAUCUCUGCUGUUCACUCCGAGUUAUCUUUACAUCGAAUCCAGGACCAAAGAGAGGUGACGUUAUUAGGAACCAGCGCUGUAUGUGAUGGGUUUGGUCAGAGUACCAGUUUACAGACUGUGAGAUCACUGCUUGAAGAACGGCUACUCCAAGUGACAGGAUCACAACAAGAUCUCAUCCAUCUGCAAAACAGCUGCUGGCAGACCUCAUUUGAAAGAGAGAAAAGUGCAUAAUAGGCAGACUUGUCCUGCUACUAACAAAAACCAAGCCUCUACUUGGUGGUA
Nanorana parkeri is the source of this 859-nucleotide messenger RNA. RefSeq names its product ADP ribosylation factor like GTPase 10 (gene ARL10). The record is from RefSeq and is a predicted model, not a curated record. NCBI's taxonomy places the organism in Eukaryota, Metazoa, Chordata, Amphibia, Anura, Dicroglossidae. Bases 59 to 808 code for a protein of 249 amino acids. Gene Ontology annotation, molecular function: GTPase activity; GTP binding. The transcript has 4 exons.